Molecule: messenger RNA, 1539 nt
Organism: Schistosoma haematobium
Lineage: Eukaryota; Metazoa; Platyhelminthes; Trematoda; Strigeidida; Schistosomatidae
Exons: 1
Coding region: 1052-1489 (145 amino acids)
Source: RefSeq, a predicted model, not a curated record
GAGAUGAGCUGCAGAAGUGAAAAUAAAUGAGCGUCGCCGAAACGGUGAAAGAAACCUCGUUCUUAAGGGUUUUCAAAUUGUAAAACUUCGGAGGAAAACGAUCCCCAAACCACUCUGGGUGGUAAGGGAAAGUUCUCCAAACUUAAAGGUAUGCUACACAGAUGCUCGCAGCCUACUAAAUAAAAAAUGGCGGAGCUCAGGUCAGUUGUAGAUAGGGAAAAACCGGAUGUUAUUGCUGUUAACGUCAGAAGUAUUAGAUAAUGAAAUUCAGUUGACUGGUUUUUUAGCCAGUAGGGCGGAUAGAUUAAACCGUAAGGGAGGCGGGGCUAUCCUGUACACAAAAAAUAGCUGAGACAGUGGCACAUGUUUCAGGGACACGUGAACUAAGGCGAUGAAAGUUGAAAUGUAGACAGCAACAUAUUGAAUAAGUUGUAGUAUAUCGUAUCCAGAAUGUGUAGCAGAUUAUUUUCUCCCAAGUAAACUUGGUGUAACAAGGGUAAAAGCCUUGUAGUAGGCGACUUUAAUGCACCGUAUAUAAACUGGGUUGACUUAGAAUUAGGGUCAUCGAUAACGUCGUUCGAUUACAAACUGUUAGACACCUCGAAUGGAUUGGCUUUAUUCCAACACAUUAGAGACCCCACAAGAUAUGACUUAAGAAACUCUUCUACUCUUUUAGAUUUAGUCUUCACACACGAUAAUGACGUUGGUCAAAUGACUUUCCUCCAACCACUAGGGAGAUGUGACCAUGCAGUCAUCUUAUUCAAAUUCAUAGCUGAGAAUGCCUGUCAAACAAAUGCGCCGGCCCGUCCUAAUAUAUGGAAGACAGAUAUGGAGGCAGCAUCGGCUGAAAACUGGUAAAUUGACUCAAGGGCAUCAGUACAAGAGGUAUGGACUCUUUUCAGCCAGUUAUACAAUCGGGUAACUCAACCCUACAUACCCUGGACAGUUCCAAAGAAGAAGCCAUCCCUGGAUAGGCCGGAAUAUUCGACGUUUACUAAGACACAAGAAGAAAUGUUGGGACGUUGCCAUCCGUCUUGGCACAGCAAGUACGAUGGAAUACUACAGAUCGUUAAGAGACAAGUGUAUAACAAAGAUUCGGAAAGCUCAAAGAAAACACGAAAUGCAAUUGGCACAAUAUGCACUCAAGCAGCCCAAGAGAAUAUCCUCGUACAUAAACUACAGAACAAGGAUGCAUCAUUGGAUUCCCAACCUAAUUAAAGAAGGAAGUGAAUCUGAAAUGAUAGAGGAAGAUCAGGAAAAAGCAAAGGCAAUGGCUGACUAUUUUGCGGCAGUUUUUACUCAGGAACCUCCUCUAGACAAAGAACCAAACCAAAAUAAACAGUCAACAAACCACCUGCUCACCGUGAACUUCGAUCAAGACGAUGUGCUUAAAGCUCUUAGCACCUUAAGCAUGGAAAAGUCAACAGGACCAGAUGAACUACACCCCAAAAUCUUGAGACAUAUUGCACAAUAUAUCGCGGUCAUUUGACCAAGGUGUGUUACCUAUGGACUGGAAGGACGGAAUCGUCACUCCCAUAC